This is a messenger RNA of Anopheles gambiae (African malaria mosquito), 3366 nucleotides long. Its product is annotated as transmembrane protein fend. The record is from RefSeq and is a predicted model, not a curated record. NCBI's taxonomy places the organism in Eukaryota, Metazoa, Arthropoda, Insecta, Diptera, Culicidae. Bases 556 to 1593 code for a protein of 345 amino acids. The transcript has 5 exons.
GCCGGAAGGUGUGCGCUCAGUUCCGACCGAAAGGUUUGUUGCUCCGGACGCGUUUUCGUAAAGCCCCGGUUCGUGCCCGCUGGUUGUUGCCGAGGAGCGUGGGGUGGGGUCUCGGGCAGGGUCAAAAGGCGACUUUUCUUUUGCUGCCGCGACCGAACGGCCUACGAGGCCACGCACGUGCGUGUGCUCUGGAGGGUGCAUUCGAUGGUUGUUUUGUUGUUUUGGUUUUUGUAGUGUACGACCAUAUUUGUCAGUGAGUUGUGUGGAUGUGUGAUAACUAAGCAUAGUGAAAUUUAAACUGCAGUGGAAAGAGGGCCGAAUUUUCCCGGCGUUCAACGAAAAAAAAAAAAGCGAACAAACAACGAACCCCAGUGCAACUAAUCGACAGCUGUCGAACGAGGCGAGGAACCCGGUGGAAAUGUGAUGUGAGCUCCAGCAAGUGGGCAAGAAGACGCACGGAACAAACAGGGGAACGAGGGAAGGCUAGAAAAGUUCAAGCAUACCCAACACACCAACACACACACAGACACACACACACACGUUCCAGCGAAAGAUAUGGCGCCAGUCCGGGACACACGGUGGGCUGGGCGGCUGUUCGCGCUGACACUGCUCGCGGUGACGCUGGCCGCGGUCGGGGGGCGGGCGGUGGCGGCAUCAUCACUACCAGCUGACAGCUACCGAUUGACAGGGAGCAGCGCAGCGACAGCGUCCACAAAGGAGACGGUGUCAGCCUCAACUUCAUCAACCUCAACCGACGACGCUACUAUCAACCGCUGUCGCGCGGCCUGCCUGGCGAAGCAUUCUGUGCCCGAUAUGGCGUGCAGCCAAACGCGAGCCUGCUCAACGUGCUGGAUCAGCUGUACGAGUGCAGGAGCGCAGCAGCCAACACCGGGUUCGCGACGGUCUGCUCUGCCCCGCUGCCAGCUCCAGCUCACCGUCCAGCGGAUGGUGCGCAACGAGUCACUGGUCACGGCCGACGUCAGCUGGACGGCAACGCAGCCGGACGUGUGCAACGGCACCAACUUCGAGGUGCCCGGCGCUAGCCAAUGUCUCGUGACGUGGGAAGUGUCCGGCGGUGGACUGAUGGGCAACCUGCUGACCGAGUCCCCCAGCGUGCAGCUUUCCCUCUGGUCGGACACCAACUAUCGCGUGCAGGUUACCUGCCGCAGCAAGCGUUCGAGCGCACUGAUCCGCUCGGCACCGCUCGUGCUGAGCACCUCGGGCGCGGUACUGCUCGAGACCGGCACCCGGAAGCCGCCGCAGGCGCAGACCACCACGGUCCGGCUGCUGGGCGAGGUCGCCGAGGGCGAUGAUGACGAGGCGCUGGCACGGGAGCUGGACUCGUUCGAGGAGGGCGACUCGUACCACCGGAGGCACUCGCCGAGCCAGCUGCAUCCCUGGCCGAUCGCGCGCGAAAGCAACGGCGAGAUCGCCAUCCUGGCCCUGUUCGUCGCCAUGCUGCUGUUCCUGCUGGUGCUGCUGACGAUCGUGAUUCUGGUCAAGUGGCGCCCGGGCAGCCCCGCCGACCCCGGCCGGCUAGAGAAGGACGCACUGGUGGAGAACGAGGUUAUGGUUGAGAUCCUGCACGUCUAAAGACGCGGCGGGCGCCGCUGGGGAGAGUGUAAAUAUUCCACGAUCGGAGCCACGGCACUGGUCCACGGGCUUCGAUCGGCUUAGAUAAUGCAAAAUGUGAACUUAAUUGUAGGUAAUGUUAAGAAGGUAACGAAGCUUACAACUGAAACCAACGAAUAAAUCUAGCUAGAGCUGUUCAAGAGCCCGCGGCGGAUCUGCUAUAUUAAAAUGUAACAAAUAACAAAUAACAAACUCGGAAAAGCCGCACGCCGAUACGAAAAUGAAAUGAAACAACGGACGCCCGUGACGCCCCCCCGUCGAUUUUCCGUGGCAUUUAAUUCUAUUCGCCUCUUUCCCAAACAAAUGACGCCCAAUGGGCCACCGUGGGGCUCCAGCUUUCGGCUUCACCUCCCAUUUUUUCUAAUGUCAUAUUGUAAAUGAAUACCUUUCAUUAGAUUUUAAAUGCAAACGUGCGUCUCUCCACGUUUCAAAACAAGCCUCGCUCCUGUCGAACAAAAUAAACAAAACUCUCGGUCGCUCGGUCGGAUGCGAGAGGGGUGUCGUGUUGCCAUUCCGCUCCACCGAGCGCACUGAAUAUUAACCUGUAUGUGUUUGUGUGUUGGGCGAGCAAAAGCAGAGCCACUGCCCGGCGUCUUACUUAUUGCCCCUCUCGCUCUUAUCGGGCCACUAACCGGCUGCUAAUCGGCCGCUCACGCGGGCCCCGAAAGCUAAUUGGAAAUAAUCGUUUCGAGAGCGGUGUACCGCGGUUGCAGGUGAAUCGUCUAAACAUUAUGCCACAAAUUGCUCACGUUGUGCAACACGCUCGCUCGGGUAGGUGGUGAAAUGUGGUGUUAAUUUAGCUACACACACACAGACACACACACACAUGUGAACAGCAUUAUUGCACUGCUAUGGUAAAUUUCGACGAAAUGAUGAACUUUACUUCGAUCGAAGUGGUCCGAUUUGCUCAAAAACGCUUUAACAGGAUAGUAAAGUUGUACCGUAUUCUACCGCGCUUACGUUAACGCUUUGCCAGUGUGCGAUUGUAAAUAUGUGCAUUGAAACAUUGUUGCCAAGCUGAGAUAGCAUUAUAGCAUUUUAUUGUAUAAGAUCGUAUCGCAAACCGAAACGAGAUGGUUAGAAUAAUGGUUUAAUUUUAUCAUGCAGUCCUAGUAUAUUGUGCCAAGCGGAUGAAGUUGUAAAUCUGCUCAUUCUAUUAUCCAACACACUCCUUAGAACAAAGAUAAGUGAACAACAUCAACAAAAAUUCGAAAGAAAGAGCCCAACUAGCCAGAAUAUAAACAAGCCCCACGCUCAUCAACAAAUACACCGCGAAAGAACUCCAUAGAAGCAGCAGCAGCAAACAAAAACAAACACACCAAAACCUAAUCAGUUCCUUUCCGCUCGGGCGUCUCCGGUACUGGGUUGGCCGGCAGAGCGGGCCGGUAAUUCUAUCGAUGGAUAGUGUUCCGGCGCUGCCCUUCCCAGCUGCCCCGGCAAACUAAAUUAAACUAAUAAAAACAGCAAACAAACCCCUUACCGAGCGCUCGCGCAAGAGAGAGAGAGAUAGAGAGAGAUAGAGAGAGAGAGAGAGAGAGAGUGAUAACUCCGGCGAGCAGAAGAGAAAUGGAAAGAUAAUUGUAGCAAGGCCAGGCAUUAGCAGCAUGGGGCUUCACCGGGCGAAAUGAGUCAAGAAUAUAGCAGAGUGGCUUGGAGGAGAAGUAGUUGGAGGGGAGGGAGAAGAGAAACAAUCAAAUAAUAAUUGAAUAAAAUUGUAAUAAAUUAUGUAAAUGA